Molecule: messenger RNA, 1158 nt
Organism: Aspergillus clavatus NRRL 1
Lineage: Eukaryota; Fungi; Ascomycota; Eurotiomycetes; Eurotiales; Aspergillaceae
Product: S-methyl-5-thioribose-1-phosphate isomerase
Exons: 2
Coding region: 1-1158 (385 amino acids)
Molecular function (GO): S-methyl-5-thioribose-1-phosphate isomerase activity
Source: RefSeq, a predicted model, not a curated record
AUGACGUUAGAAGCAAUAAGGUAUAGCACAGGCAAACUGGUUAUAAUUGACCAGUUGCAGCUUCCUUAUGUGGAGAAAUAUAUUGAAGUCCCGACGUCUAAGGAUGCGUGGCAUGCAAUUAAGAAGAUGCGAGUCCGGGGCGCGCCCGCCAUUGCUAUUGUUGCGGCACUCGCACUGGCUUCCGAGCUUCAUACACUGAUGGCCCACGAUAAAUUAUCAAACAGAGCAGAAGAAGUUAGGCUUUUCAUUCAAGAGAAGCUAGACUACCUCGUGAGCAGUAGGCCUACUGCUGUCAAUCUCAGCGAUGCUGCACGAAAACUUGCGGCACAUGUGUCAGAUCAUGCAGAGAUGCCAAACUCGACCGGGCGUGCUGUCGCAGAGGCCUUUAUACAGGCUGCAGAAGAGAUGUUGGCUAAGGAUUUGAAAGAUAACACUAAUAUUGGCAAAUACGGAGCUGAAUGGAUCAUAAGAAAUGCACUCGCAGGGGGGAGAUCGAAGGCCACCAUCCUGACACACUGCAACACUGGUUCCCUAGCUACAUCGGGCUAUGGCACAGCAUUGGGUGUGAUUCGGGCACUGGCAUCAAAGAACGCAUUGGCCUACGCCUAUUGCACAGAGACGAGACCGUACAAUCAAGGGAGUCGCCUGACGGCAUACGAAUUGGUUCAUGAAAAUCUCCCAGCAACGUUGGUGACGGACUCAAUGGUGGCUGCGCUACUCGCCAAAGCAGAAGCCGCUGUAGACGCAAUCGUGGUUGGAGCUGACCGGGUGGCAGCAAAUGGGGAUACUGCUAAUAAAAUUGGGACAUACGCCCUCGCCGUACUUGCUAAAUUUCAUGGCGUCAAAUUUCUGGUUGCUGCACCUCUUACAACGAUUGAUCGUUCCACCAAAUCAGGCGCCGACAUUGUUAUUGAGGAAAGGCCAGCUUCUGAAGUCACAACAAUCAAAGGGGCCGUCGAAACAGAGUCCUCAUGUGACAGGAUAAAGCUGGAAACUGUGCGCAUCGCUGCAGAGGGCAUCCAUGUUUGGAAUCCAGCAUUUGAUGUCACGCCCUCCGCACUCAUUGACGCGAUUAUCACCGAAAGGGGCGUCGUUGAGCGCGGUACGGAUGGGCGGUAUAACUUCGACGGGAUUUUUGAAGAUCACUCAGCAUUCUGA